GGUUUUGCCGGUUUCUUUCCCACGUAUAAUCAACCGUUAUAUAGCUUGAUAUCAUUUUGGUAGGUUUUAACACAAUUAAAAAAUAAACUGUCAUGCUCAGCAAAACAGGUUUUCCAGUGUGGCAGUGGAAUGCAAUCCCCAUCCAGCCUUCCCAACAUCUCACAGCCUUCAUAGUCGGACAUUUUGUAAUGGGAAACAUGGCUGUGGAGAUACAAGUUAAAAUGUGGGGCCGUUGUACACACACAUGAAUUGCUUGAUUGACAGACAGCCGAUGUACUGAUGAUUGAUUUUGAUGUUGUUAAGGUAAUGGAAAGUAGCUGAGGGAAUGGAUGUAUUUCAGUGUUUUUAAAUUAAAGUUUAUGUGCGGACAGGUGGAGCCAGAGGACGGUAACGUGAAUCAGAAGUCUCUGAGAUUCGGCAGUUUUGAACAGCAUGGAUCAUCUCUGAGUGAACAAAAUGAGAAGACUCCAGACAAUCCAAUUCCACCUCCAUGUCCAUGCAUAGAGAAAAGGGCACUGCCCUCCAGCACAAUUUCACAUUUUAAGCCUGCAAAGGCCUUGAAGUUUGACAUCCCAAAAGAAAAUCUACAAAUCAGCGAUGAAAUGGAAGAUCCGAUAGUGGGUGUGGCCAUGAGAAUAGUGGAAGACCGACACAGAGUCCGUGGAACGACAGAGAGAGGAAAGAAUGGCGAUGUGGUCAGCCCUGGGACCGCAGGGAGUGUGUCAGGGCAGAUUCGCGAUUGCCGCGGCUUGGUGCCUGAGGUGGACGAUGGAGUGGAAAGGGUUGUGGGUGAGGUGAUUGCGGCAGAUGUAAAAAUGGUCUAUGUCUGCCCUGCGAAGCAUGAGAUUGACCGUGUAAACGAAGAUCCAGUGAAAGUGAAAUGCAAUGAAUGUGACAUCCACUACAAAAAAACAAAAAUGACCGUCCUCCUCGAGGGAACCAUUAUGAUUGAACGUGACCAUGGAAAGAAGUUCAAACUAAAUGACAGAAUUCUUAGGUCAUUCAUAGAUUGUGACUCUGUGGGAAUAAAUUUUAUUACUGAUCAACUACUUUAUUCAAAAACUGUCAGCUUGACAAUUAAGAAUAACGAGGUACUGCGUGCUGUGAGGGUGGGUGAUAUGGCCUAAAAUUCAUAUCACAAUAUGAAGUCCAUCCAUCCAUCCAUCAUCUACACCCGCUUAUCCUGGGCAGGGUCGCGCGGGAGCUGGAGCCUAUCCCAGCAUGCAUUGGGCAAGAGGCAGGAAUACACCCUGGACAG
This is a messenger RNA of Anguilla anguilla (European eel), 1258 nucleotides long. RefSeq lists its product as uncharacterized. The record is from RefSeq and is a predicted model, not a curated record. The transcript is spliced from 3 exons. Lineage: Eukaryota; Metazoa; Chordata; Actinopteri; Anguilliformes; Anguillidae. The coding region runs from base 330 to 1127 and encodes 265 amino acids.